UUCUAAGGUACUAAAAUUCAAAAUAGAAUUUUUUAAUUUCAGAAUUAGAAAAUUCUAGAGUUUCAAAAAGACAAAAUUUUAGAAUUUUGCAAAUGGAAAUGUUUGCUGUUCAUGACAGUGGAACACCAGUCGGUGAACACUGGAAACCAAGCUACAUUUCAAUGAACGAGCACCUUUUGUGCCAACAAAGUUGAGAAGCAGAUUCUCUGCGACAAUGUCCUGUAACAUCUGUCGCUUCUCAAAGAUUCCACGCUAACAAUAACAUCAAUUCAUAACUUAUAGUGAAUCAAUGAUUGACAUCAAUGCACUACCAUUCAAAAGUUUGAAAACAGUUGUAUCUUUUGUUAAGUCUUGAAGAGUGGAAAUAGAAAAUUUAAUUAAAACUAUGGCUCUCUCCAUGGUCCGCCGACAGUAUUAAACAAGUAAUCUUUUGUUAAUAUAUUGGAAGCAAUCAUUAAUUAGUAAAAUAUAGUAGUACACAAACCUGAUUUGAUUUGAUACAUCAAUUAAAAAUUUGAAAUAUAACAAAAGUUGCUAUUGAGCCACCACGAAACAUUUCAAUAAAGAAAAUGUAUAAGAAAAGCAAAGAUUUCUAUACAGGUACCAUUUACAAUUCGGCGUUGCGUCACUUAAACUGGAGCCAGUUCAUCGAGAAACAUAUUGAAAAGUAAAAGUUACGUAAUUUAUAUUGCAAACCGAAUGUAAUGAUAGGUUUCCUUGGGGUUACGCAAUUUAUUACGUAAAUUCUGUUAUCGUGGUAUCAAAUGGUUUCGAUAUUUGUCCCACGAGUCACACUGUCACGUUUCUCUCAGCUCUGGAUGAUAAAUUUCUUUCCAAUAAUGUAAUUCGAAGGAAUUCAAAAGAUAAUAAUAUUUAAUAUCUUUAAAAUUCGAAGAGUAUCCAAUUGCUGUUUUUAUCUAUUUUAAUCCUUGAACAGCGGAGUUUGAAAUGAAAUUAAGGCUCUCUCCAUGGUCCGCCAUCUGAGAAUUAAAACGAAACAGACUGAUAAUUUGAUAAUCAGAGCAAAAGAAGAAAGGAAAGUCUACUCCUUUUUGCCUUGCAAUCGAUCAGAAGAGAUGAAUCCAUAUAUUUAAUCAAAAGCCAUUUUUUGAAACAAUCAAGGCCAACACGUUAGUAUAUCCCGAGACCUGAACGAUCGAGGAGCUUAGAAACUGUGUUGAUCGCACACCGGGACGAUAACUCUUAACAAAGAGGUCUGCUGGUGUUACGCGCGUUAAUCUGCUAUCAGUGUUGCAUUAACCAGCUAAAGAUAACACGUUCCUUGGGAAACAAAGAGGACGAGGGUAGAACAAUGAGAAUCAGCGAAGGAAAUCCUGUGGGGAGCAGUAGGUUUUCUCCAGAACCGAUGACCGCUUCCACCGGAAGUUCGGACGACGAAUCGCCGACAAUUCCAGAGACUUCCCUUCCCCUGACCACAUUUUCCGUCGAGGAUUGUGUUUACAGAGGCGAAGGGAAUGCUAAUGUUGUUAUUGCACUGCCUCAAGAGCGUAAAGUAAUUCGAUUCCGGAAGUCGGUGCCGGACGAUGUUUCACCGGAUGGCGGUAAACAACGAGUCGAACGAGAAGUGAAAUUCGUGAGAUUCGUGGCUUCCUGCUUUUUGGGCCCGUACACGCAAAUCCCUGAGAUACUUCGUUACGAUAUGAAAGACAUCGUCAGAUUAUCAGAAGCCAUACGACCACUACGACCAGAUAAACGUUGCCACAAAGAAAUCAGCGAGACGUAUGCCACAAAGUUUCCAGAUUACACGUUUCUUCAAACAAAAGUUGAUCCUAAACUAUUCCGAAGCAAGCAAACGUUCUGCGUUGAAAUUAAACCAAAACAGGGAUAUUUAAGAGAUGAUUGGAAGUUUCAAAAAUGCCCUUAUUGUCUAACACAGUAUCAUAAGCUCAAAAAGAAGGUCAUCGCAGCUCGUAGUACUUAUUGCCCAUUUGAUCUCUUUUCUGGAGUUGAGGAACGCAUGAAAUCUGCACUGGAAGGAUUAUUGAAAUCACCACAAAACAAUUUAAAGAUUUUUAAGGAUGGCAUUAUUGUUUAUGAUCAAGAAUCAUCUUUGAACAACCUUGAAGGUGUUUUGAAAGAAUGCUUUCAAAAUUCUACAGCAGAUACGAACAAAGAAUAUAUCAACAAAUUGUGUAAUUUACUUUGCACUGCUCUCUUACAUUCAUUUCGUUCGGAAGAACUGAGAUUAAACUCUACUGUGUACGAACUAUAUUCCUCUUAUGAACAAGACUUGAAGUCAACCUUGCAUAUUAAUUCAGAUAUAGUUGCAAAAGCUAAGAAACUUUUGUAUUUCACCGGGGAGGCCUGCAAUACGAAGGGCGUAACACUGCCAACUGAUUCGGUCCUGGAACGAAUUCUUUGUAUGCAAAGAUUACCAUUUGUUAGUUCAGAAUUUGUUUAUAAUACAUACGUUAAAUUUUGUUCAUUAAUAACCAAUGAUAUACUAUAUUUUAAUUUAUUAAAUGUACAUAAACCUGAUGAGCAUUGGAUAUACUUUUACAAUCAGAAAAAUACUGUAACGGAGAAUUUAGAAACACUGAAAAUACGUGCCAAAAAUGCUUCAGUUUCAAAUGAAUCAAAAUUUGAUGACGACAACAAUGGCAACAAAUUAAUUCAGUUUAGGGAUAAAAAACCUGAUGAAAAUGUUCGUCUUGUAUCAAAAUCAAGUUUACCUCCAAUUUAUUGCAAGAAGAAUAACCUAAUCUAUAAUAAAUUUAGCGUAAUAUAUAAUGAGGAAAAUAAACAUUGUAAUAAUGAAAAAGAAACAGAUUUAAUAAACACUGAAAGUAUAUUAUGCUUACAGAAUUAUCUUCUGUUUUCAUGUGCCAGAGAUUGCUCAAUAUUAAUAGCAUUUCGAGAAUUAAAUCCGGAUUCAGUAUCGUUUGUCUCUGAUGGAAAUGUAUUACAACUUUCCGAUGGACUCAGCUUCGUUUGUAAUAUCGGAAUUUCAGAUUUAGAUCCAAAAAAUCUUCACUGUAUCGAAAAACACUGCCAACGAGAUACCAACGUCUUAAAUUCAGUGAUUUCCGUUCUUGAAGAAGAACUUACAAUUAAAAAUCAAUUGUCAUCCGAAACUCAAUCACUGCAGUAGCAGUUAAUACUUAAAUUAAUUUUAACAAAUUUUUACUAUGUGACGAUUCUAUAUUUGACACUUUUAGAAACAUUCUGUAUUAAGAAAUGAAAUUAAUUGAAUAAUUUAAUAGCAACUUAAUAAAUUUGUUAUAU
This is a messenger RNA of Osmia lignaria (orchard mason bee), 3246 nucleotides long. It is a transcript of the gene Ipk1, whose product is annotated as Inositol phosphate kinase 1. The record is from RefSeq and is a predicted model, not a curated record. Gene Ontology annotation, biological process: inositol phosphate biosynthetic process. Lineage: Eukaryota; Metazoa; Arthropoda; Insecta; Hymenoptera; Megachilidae. Gene Ontology annotation, cellular component: nucleus. Gene Ontology annotation, molecular function: inositol-1,3,4,5,6-pentakisphosphate 2-kinase activity; ATP binding.